This is a messenger RNA of Prorocentrum cordatum, 916 nucleotides long. The record is from the annotation of a GenBank genome assembly. Lineage: Eukaryota; Dinophyceae; Prorocentrales; Prorocentraceae.
CCCACCCCGCCCGUCCUCGCCUCCCUCCUCCUGGAAACCUUCUCCCUGGAAAGCUAGGGAUCAUCCUCUCAUCCCUGUCACUCCGGUCACGCCGCCGUCACCUCCGACUCCGCCAGCAGGAACGAGGAUCCCACGGACGCCACCUCGGAGGUGAAGACCUUCUACAUCGGCGACGGGUCCUUUCCCGAUGCAGGUGGUGAAGGUGCAGCCCCCGACAUGUCAGCCCUUAGUGGCGGUGUCACGCUUGACGGCUCUGGCACGUCAACCGUCAGUGGCGGUGCCUCGGAGUCGCCUUUCGGUGUAGGCACGUCAGCCCAGAGUGGCGGUGUCCUGGACAUGUCAGCCCAUAGUGGCGGUGUCCAUCACGAGUGGGAUGAUAGUUCCUCGUCUUCUUCUGUACCCUCUCUGGCUGCUGGCGCUACGGAGGUGGCCCCGAAGAGGAAGAAGAAGAAUCGGCGCAAGAAGAAUAAGAAAAAUGUGAGUUCGCAUGUGACCGAGCCCGGUCCGGAGCAGCUGCAGGUUUCUGGCGCUCCUCCGGACGCGAUGCCUUCCAUGUUUGAGGCCUCCCGUGAGGACCUCGCCACGGACAUCCAGUCUGGAGCUUUUUCACAAGAUGCGAAGGAGUUGGACGACACUGACGUUGCCUUGCUGGGCCGCUUCGCUGACGGCGAAGCUGUGCUCUCGGAGUUGCAGCAGCAGCCGUCGCUGAGGGCACCGGCUUUGGAGGUCGCCUCUCGGCUGAUGGCAGCAGGUGCGAAUUCGAAUGUUGCUUUCCUGCCAAUUGUGCAGGGCCUUGCGACGCAGCAGACAUGAUGUCCACUCUGGGGUUUUUAUCUUAGCGAAUGCCAGACUUCGUGAUUCCCUGGCUUUUAUGCACUUUCUUAUUUUCCUCCUUGCCAAUCUCUCCGGAAGCUUG